Messenger RNA from Oxyura jamaicensis (ruddy duck), 2276 nucleotides. RefSeq names its product crystallin gamma S (gene CRYGS). Gene Ontology annotation, biological process: lens development in camera-type eye; visual perception. Bases 1403 to 2071 code for a protein of 222 amino acids. NCBI's taxonomy places the organism in Eukaryota, Metazoa, Chordata, Aves, Anseriformes, Anatidae. Gene Ontology annotation, molecular function: structural constituent of eye lens. The record is from RefSeq and is a predicted model, not a curated record. The transcript is spliced from 2 exons.
GUCAAAUGCUGUCUGAGUUUGUGCUGUGUUGGAUCAAUUGACCUGCACAUCAGUUGGUUCAGUGCAAGGCUCUAGAAGACACUGGAGUAAGAGACUGAUUCAUGUCAAACCAAUGUAAUUUUCUCUAGGAGACAUUUGACAGCACUUCAUAGUAGGCAUGCUUUUGGCAUGGUCUGACUUCACUGUACCAUAAACAAACAAGUGAUAUAGUCAAAAAUAGACGUUGUGGUUUGGGAACCUUUAUUCCAAAGAGCAGCUCACAAGUAAUUGUCAUCUGGAAAGACGGAAAAUGAGGACUGCACAAAGGGCUGCUCCAGGACUUGGCGAUCGAAGGACCUCUGAAGUCCAUGGACAUCACUUCUCCAGGCCUGGCUGGGUCGGUGACACAUUGGGCAAGAGGGAUGGGAUCUGCUCACCACCUCUCAAGAUCAGGUUGGAACAGGUUGUGAUGAAGCAAGGGGAAAAAGCACCCCCAAGCAAAGUGCUGUGCCAUCAGCUGCUCGGCUGUAGUGCAGAUCUUUUGAAAGAAGCACGAUGAUGAAUCGGGAAUUUGUUGGCCAUACCAGACUUGUGACAACAGCAAAGCACCAAAGCAGAACAAGCCAACUGCAAACACAAUCAUUGAUAUCAUUGAUACAAACUGAGCUACCCACAUACUUGAAGCACUUUUAUUUUUUAUUUUUUAUUUUUUUUAUUGGUAAAGCUCAAGUGAUGUCCAGUUGUUGGCAUUGACUUUCUCAAAAGCAAACUGUGGACCAGGUCAGGUGGGGGGCAAGGAGAAUGAUUGCAGGGCUUGAAAACACAGCCCAGGAGGGAAGAGACCUCACCACUCCCUUGUCACAGAGGUCUAACUACAAACGCUCGAUAAGCCAACCGGCUGGUAUGGUCCAUUGACUACUUAUGGCUCCCUUGGCCGUAAUUUAGUUGCUAUUGAUCUAGGGAAGGUGGGAGGGGAACAUCUGAACAGCGCUUGCUGCAAAGAGAACAGGGGCUUUACCAGGGGUUGGACUGGGACAGAGCUAGGUGCUGGGGAGGGCGAGGAGUUGGAGAAGGGUGGUGGUUGGAGGUGUUGGGGCCAGACUGGUGGAUCUGCUGCCGGGGCUGUUUGGAUGCAGCUGAUCCUGCUCUGUGGGUGGGCUGGAUGACUUACGGACAUCCUGAAGGCUCUGUUUGAAAAUAUUUCAAACCAUGAUGUUGCUAGAACUGGGUCUGGUGGAAGAUGAUUUUUAAGGUGUGUUCCAACCCAAAACCAGUCUGUGAUUUUAUAGGAUACAGACUCUGGAAAAUGACUUGGGAAGGUUGACUUUUCCCUGGAAGAGUGAAGUUUGGAGACUAAAUUGUUUGUCUUUUUCCUAUUCCUCUUCACGUUAGAGGCAGGAGGGGAUACAGACCACCUCUGAGUAUGACUGUGAGCUUUGGAGCGAUGCUUCCAGCAGCAAUGCCGACGCUGCUCAUGGCUGCUUGCACCGGUGUGCCUGCACACGGGCUGCUCGUGCCUCCCCCUGCACAGCAGGAUGAGGAACCACCCCAUUUCCCUCCAUUCCUUGUGUUUCAGAUCACCUUCUACGAAGACAAGAAUUUCCUGGGCCGUCACUACGAGUGCGACAGCGACUGCCCCGACUUCCACACCUACCUGAGCCGCUGCAACUCCAUCCGUGUGGAAGGAGGCACCUGGGUGGCCUACGAGAGGCCCGACUUCUCGGGGAACAUGUACGUGCUGACGCAGGGCGAGUAUCCCGACUACCACCACUGGAUGGGUCUGAACGACCGCCUCGGUUCCUGCAGAGCUGUCCAGAUUCCGAGCGGAGGCCGGGGUCACAUCCAGGUGUUUGAGAAGGGAGAUUUUGGCGGGCAGAUGUUCGAAGCCACCGAAGACUGCCCUUCCAUCAUGGACGAGUGCCGCAUCCGUGAGGUCCACGCCUGCCGGGUGCUGGAGGGUGUCUGGGUUUUCUACGAGCACCCCAACUACCGGGGCAGGCAGUACCUGCUGCCCAAGGGGGAGUACCGCCAGCCCGUGGAGUGGGGAGCCGUGAGCCCCGCCGUCCAGUCCUUCCGCAGCAUCGCCGAGUGAGCAGAGAGGAGCUGUCCCCCGCACCCCAAUAAAGAAGUUGAGUCUCUCAGUCCAGCCUGUCCUGCUUCUUCCCUGCGUGUGAGCCUGCCUCCCAGUUGUCCCUGCCCUGGUGGAGAUGAUGUGGAGCUGAGCCUCCUCCAGGCACAGCCUCCAUCUCCGCUGUCCUCCUCCUCUGCGCUGGCCCCAUCCCCUCCAUCCCUCUGCU